Messenger RNA from Sesamum indicum (sesame), 2499 nucleotides. RefSeq lists its product as uncharacterized. Gene Ontology annotation, cellular component: Ino80 complex. NCBI's taxonomy places the organism in Eukaryota, Viridiplantae, Streptophyta, Magnoliopsida, Lamiales, Pedaliaceae. The record is from RefSeq and is a predicted model, not a curated record.
AAAGAAGAAUACUUGAUUCAGAUUCUUUUUUUCAUGUUUCUUGUGGUUUUCUGUCGAUACAGACUACUGUUCUUGAGACUGACUAAUAACAGUUUUCUUUUCGAUUUCUAAACUUUUCUGACUUAAGUUUCUGCAUCAUCUUCCUCUUUUUUGUCUUUAAUCUGUUUUCCAAUGGAAAAAUGAAUCUCUUUAAAUGUAUGUUGUUAUGUAUUUGAGAAAGCACUAAUCUCUGUUCAGUGUGCUUUAUUUGCACAUGCAAGGGUGAAUUUGUAAGUUAAAGAUUUAUUUUUGUGAUCCUUGUUUUCUCUUGCACGACCUUAAAUUACUGUUAUUUCGACCAAAUGGACGUUCAUCCUAAAGCCUUUGAUAGAUUUAAUUUCUUCUUUUCAUGUCUUUCUUAAUUUUGUAAAUGUGGAGAGCAACUUUGUGAUUAAUUUUGUAAUAUAGAAAACAUAUAAAGAUGCGAAAAUAGUCCGUGUUUGUGCAUGCCAAUACAAUGAAUACAAUUGGGUACAGACUCAUGUAGAGAUGGAAAUGUCAGCAUGAAUCAUAUCUUUCACAUAUUAGUAUGACUUAUCAGCAUUGCUCAUGAUCCUUGUACCGCACUUUCUAUUCUGAGUCUCUCUAACACAUUAUAUCUCUUUCAAAUGUAUAGAAAUCUGGUAAAUUUCACCAAAGAAUGCCGACUUGUGAUGCUUUCCACAUUCUGGAAAGUAUAGGACAGAGGGGAAACACCCACUUUUCUGAAAAACCAUCAGAUGGAAUUCUCAGUGAGGAAGAGUUGAAUGCUGCUGAAGCUUUAUAUGAACUGGCUAAUGGGGUAACUACCACAAUGCCAGAAGCUAAGCUGGGGAAGAGGAAAUCUUUGGGAGAUGGCUCUACACGUGGAUCACGGAGAAAAGUUAAGUGUUUUAGCCCAGUCAAUGGUGAUGCUAAUUAUCAUAACAGCUCUUGCGUUCAAGAUUUGUGCAAUAAUGCCAUUACAGAGAGGUUAAGUAGACAGAACUAUUUGCGUACUGCACCAGAGAAACUCAGCACUGGAACUUCUUCCAGGUGCCGAUGCUCUCUAGUCAGAUCACAUCUCCGACCUACUUUCAAUUCAGAAACAAUAAAAAUCCCAUCAGGAAAUGGUUUUCAGCUCUCCCCUGUUGUUAGUCCAACGCACCCUGCUGAGUUUUCAUUCUCCGUUAUACAUCUCAUUUCUGCUGUUCAAGCUGCAUUAACCACUCCACUCCCAGUAGAGCAUGCACUUAGGUUUGGACAACCUCUUGACUGUAGCAACCAAAUGAUCAACGAUAAAAGCCCUGUUGGUAUCGUCUAUUACAAAGAAAUUAGGGAAGAGAACCUGCCUUUUCUUGACAUUAAUCAAAUUGUGCAGCGUGUGAGAUCCAAGCCUGGAGAUCCUCGUAUUCUGCUGUGUCAGGAGCCACUUAUAGAAUUAGUAAAAGGAGUCCUGAAGAUAUUUUCAUGGGAACCGCUGGCAGUAUAUGACAGAUUGAGGAAAAAAUGGCAAUGGAUAGGUCCAGCACCUUGCAGUUGGAAACAUGAAAACCAUAACAUGGGUUGGGGUCUUCUGCAAGAAAACCUAUUGAAGUUGGUAAACCAGUUUUCCAUCUGGCUGAGAAGAAUGCAGCCGAUACUAAAGCUCGUUGCAGGCCUUCCUGAACCUCCUCGGGAGUUGAUGCGAGAGAAAGACUUCCAUACAAGAUUCAACAACAGAAAAAGGUUAAACGAAAGUACAAUCGGCCAAAGUUGCAAAGAAAUAAGAGCGUAUUUCCAUAGGGAAGAAGCUAUAAGGUACAUGAUUCCUGACAGCGGUUUUCUGUAUACCUCCUUGGAUGGUAAAAAAUCUGCAGUGGCACCACUGAGAAAGAAUCACAGCAAUAAAGCAUUUGCAAAAUCUCGUGGUCAUUACAUAUUUAAGGCCAACCGGCCACCUCAGUUUUCUUUGCUUAGUCUUGUGAGGGAUGCAGCAACAAGAUUGCCUGGAGGUAUGGGAACAAGAGCUGAUAUCUGUGAUUUAAUAAGAGACUCACAGUAUGUUAUUGAAAAUAUAUCAGAGAAAACAGUGAAGCAAAUUGUGAGUGGAGCUCUGGAUAGGUUACACUGUGAAGUUGAUCCUUCUGUAGCGUAUAUUGGAAAAUGGGGUUUGUGGCUUUACUUGCACCAAGAUAGAGAAGAUGAAGAUUUUGUCGAAUAUGAUACUUCUAUGAAAACCAAGGGGUCUACAUCUGAUGCAAAUUGAGCAUUUGUCCAGAAUUUCCAGUAGAGAUGACUUAAUCGGACGUUAGUGUAGCACAGAAACUGCAAUAUGUUUCUGAAACAGCAGAAUUUUGACUUGAGAAUUGGCAUAUCAUGUGCAUGAAAAGCUGCCAACUUCCAAAUGAUGGCUUUUGAAAUUGGAAAUUUGUGUAUUAAGUGCUAGGUUUUUUGUUAGUGCAGGAUGAUUUGACAAACCAUGAUUGAGGAAUUAUUAUCACUUUAUCCCCGCAUUCAUUU